CCUGCGGCCUGGGCCCCAAAGGGUCGUGUACAGCGUCAUGGCGCGCUUCCUCUGCGCGCUUAGGAGCCUUCCCUUCCGAGAAGUGCCCGGGUGGGCGGUCCGGGGCCGAGCGAACCGGGGCGGCCUCGGCGCGAGUACCGGACCUGAGGACGCAGGGUCCCUUACAAAGCGGAAGCCAGUUCUCUCCAAGAGUGAGUGGCAGAAGAAGCUGACUCCAGAGCAGUUCCAUGUCACGAGAGAAAAAGGGACGGAACCGCCUUUCAGUGGGAUCUACCUGAAUAACAAGGAAUCAGGAAUGUAUCACUGUGUGUGCUGUGACAGCCCGCUUUUCAGCUCUGAGAAAAAGUACUGCUCGGGCACUGGAUGGCCUUCGUUUUCUGAGGCUCACAGGACGUCUGGCUCUGAUGAGAGUAACACAGGGAUCCUGCGACGUGUGGACACCUCGUUGGGACCAGCUCGCACAGAGGUCAUCUGCAAGCAGUGUCAUGGCCGGGAGCACUUUUGUCACGGAAGCACCCUGGGUUUCUCCCGUGCUGCUGGUCCCUAUCUCCCAUCACUCUGGGCACUGCAGACCCGAGAAGGAGCCUCUCCUGGUUCAAGCCUUGCAGAGAUGGGAGCAGAGCAAGGAUCUGAAAGAGAGAGCUGGCCCUUUACAUUCUGUUGCACAGAGACAAUCAGCAGGAAGGCCAAGCAUAGCUGGCGUCCCUAUGCCCCCUUCUCACUCUGCAGCGUGUCAGCAACCGGCGGAGCAGCGCUGCAGUGCGAAGCUCACCUUGGCCAUGUGUUUCCUGAUGGACCUGGGCCUACUGGUCAGAGGUUUUGCAUCAACAGUGUGGCACUCAAGUUCAAACCAAGCAAACACUGACUACCUCCAAGAGUCCCCUUCCCUCGCCACUCCCUCAUUUCCAAACUCAAUUUUCAUAAUUUAUGUGAAUAGCUAGUUUUAUUACCUACUAAACCAGGCUAAGUUUGCUGCUAUCACCAAGCAAGUCACACCUUCUCUAACUUACUACCUGGAGUCAGCCAACCCUGGCUCUGGCUUUGACUGGAAUUUCACAAAAUGACAGAGGGGCAACCAUUUCCAUUAAAUCGACUUCGGUGGGCUUUGCUUGGACCAGAGGGCAUGACUCUUUGGGGACAUUUGGAGGCUGAUGGACAAACCAAAGAAUUUACAAAACCACCCUGAACGUUCCAUUGCAGUUAAGUUCUUCAUGGACAUAUAUAGGUGAGAGAUCAAGUGAAAAGAGGAAAGAAAAUAUGGGGUUAGACUAAUUCACAGUCCCAGCAUGGAAAGAAGCAACGAGGAGGAGGGUUGUGGAUGAGCUGUGCUUUGGGGGAUCCACGGGAUGCAUGAUAUUUUUUUCAAAACUUUAGACUCUCUUGAACUUUCCAGUUCCAGCUUCUCUACGUGCAACUUAAGUUUCGAUGGGAGUUUGCUAGAUUUCAGUGAUGAUGAAUACAAGUGGCUACAAAGUUAAACUUUAAUUUAGUUCAAAUAAAAUAUUUACUAAAAUCUGUUUGCUUUUUGUCUAAGUC
Messenger RNA from Delphinapterus leucas (beluga whale), 1536 nucleotides. RefSeq names its product methionine sulfoxide reductase B2 (gene MSRB2). Lineage: Eukaryota; Metazoa; Chordata; Mammalia; Artiodactyla; Monodontidae. Gene Ontology annotation, biological process: response to oxidative stress; protein repair. Gene Ontology annotation, molecular function: peptide-methionine (R)-S-oxide reductase activity. The record is from RefSeq and is a predicted model, not a curated record. Gene Ontology annotation, cellular component: cytoplasm.